AUGCCUUCCUACAUCGUUACCUGCAAGGACGACGCGUCCGACGAUCAGGUCAAGUCUGCCAAGCAGCACGCCAUUGACCAGGGCGGCAAGAUCACACACGAGUACAGUCUCAUCAAAGGCUUCGCUGUUGAGUACGAUGACGACAAGAUCCAAACGCUUGAGAACCACGAGCACAUCAAGGCAGUCGAGCCCGAUGGUGAGAUGAAGACCCAGUGA
This is a messenger RNA of Fusarium proliferatum ET1, 216 nucleotides long. RefSeq lists its product as uncharacterized. The record is from RefSeq and is a predicted model, not a curated record. Gene Ontology annotation, biological process: vacuole fusion, non-autophagic. Bases 1 to 216 code for a protein of 71 amino acids. The transcript has 4 exons. Gene Ontology annotation, molecular function: endopeptidase inhibitor activity. NCBI's taxonomy places the organism in Eukaryota, Fungi, Ascomycota, Sordariomycetes, Hypocreales, Nectriaceae.